UGAAGGUAUCAAAAGGGAAAUCGCCGAACAGGAAGAACGAAGGGGCCGCAACCAGCACCUGAACAUGGCGAGCAGAUCAAUCGCUUCGAUUGGUAGUUCAUGGAAGCAGUUGUCUUUUAACUUAACCAGAAGAACCUUGAGCACAUCUACGCCUGCUUCUGCAUCGCCUUCUGCUUCAAACCCUAGUACAUCAGUUUCAAAAUCGAAAAGAAAGAAGAAGAAAAACUUGUUUGAGGUGGCCCAGUUUCUUCCUAAUUGGGGAAUCGGUUAUCAAAUGGCUAAGACGCACUGGUCUGGCGUCGCUUAUCAGAUCACCAAGAUUAAUCUCUACAAGGAUGGUAAGCAUGGGAAGGCUUGGGGAAUCGUUCACAAAGACGGUAUAGCAGCUGCUGAUGCUCCAAAGAAAAUUAGUGGUGUUCACAAGCGUUGUUGGAAGUACAUUCCUAACUCAAAUAAAACUCAACAAAUCAUCACACCAGAAUCUCAAUCAGAAACACAAGUUCAAAAUCAAACCACAUGAUUAUUAGUUACCCUAUUAUGCCAACUUAGAGGAUCAUUUUCUUAGAGAAAUCACACAAGCUUAGAUGCAAUUGAUGUUUCCUUUUCUUGAAAAAUCUUAUUUUUAUCUUUAAUCUUUUGCUACCAAUCAGGUUGCAUGUAAACCUCUUUUUCAUGUUUCUACAUUUGGUAUUUAUCAAAGUCUCAAGCUUUGCUUUUGAUGGCA
Lactuca sativa (garden lettuce) is the source of this 724-nucleotide messenger RNA. RefSeq lists its product as uncharacterized. NCBI's taxonomy places the organism in Eukaryota, Viridiplantae, Streptophyta, Magnoliopsida, Asterales, Asteraceae. Gene Ontology annotation, cellular component: mitochondrion. Gene Ontology annotation, molecular function: structural constituent of ribosome. The record is from RefSeq and is a predicted model, not a curated record.